Apus apus (common swift) is the source of this 3742-nucleotide messenger RNA. It is a transcript of the gene RAB40C, whose product is annotated as RAB40C, member RAS oncogene family. The record is from RefSeq and is a predicted model, not a curated record. Gene Ontology annotation, molecular function: GTP binding; GTPase activity. The coding region runs from base 58 to 915 and encodes 285 amino acids. The transcript has 6 exons. Gene Ontology annotation, biological process: protein localization to plasma membrane; intracellular signal transduction. NCBI's taxonomy places the organism in Eukaryota, Metazoa, Chordata, Aves, Apodiformes, Apodidae. Gene Ontology annotation, cellular component: synaptic vesicle; endosome; plasma membrane.
CGGGGCCGCAGCCCCUCGUCAGCCCCGGCGGAGGAUGCGGGUCGGGCCUCCUCGCCGAUGAGAGGGAGGAUGGGAACCCAGGGCAGCCCGGUGAAGAGCUACGAUUACCUCCUCAAGUUCCUGCUGGUGGGGGACAGCGACGUGGGCAAGGGCGAGAUCCUGGAGAGCCUGCAGGACGGGGCCUCCGAGUCCCCCUACGCCUACAGCAACGGAAUUGACUACAAGACCACUACUAUCUUGUUGGAUGGCAGAAGGGUCAAGCUGGAGCUCUGGGACACGUCAGGGCAGGGAAGAUUUUGCACCAUUUUCAGAUCCUACUCUCGAGGAGCCCAGGGAAUUCUCUUGGUGUAUGACAUCACUAAUCGCUGGUCCUUCGAUGGGAUAGACAGAUGGAUAAAGGAAAUAGAUGAGCAUGCCCCAGGUGUCCCUCGGAUCCUGGUGGGCAACAGGCUCCACUUGGCCUUCAAGCGGCAGGUGCCCACGGAGCAGGCGCGGGCCUACGCCGAGAAGAACUGCAUGACAUUCUUCGAGGUCAGUCCCCUCUGCAACUUCAACGUCAUCGAGUCCUUCACGGAGCUGUCCCGGAUCGUCCUGAUGCGGCACGGCAUGGAGAAGAUCUGGAGACCCAACCGAGUGUUCAGCUUACAGGACCUGUGCUGCCGAGCCAUCGUCUCCUGCACCCCGGUCCACCUCAUCGACAAGCUGCCCUUGCCUGUCACCAUCAAGAGCCACCUCAAGUCCUUCUCCAUGGCCAACGGGAUGAACGCGGUCAUGAUGCACGGCCGCUCCUACUCCCUGGCCAGCAGUGGGGGUGGCAGCAGCAGCAAAGGGAACAGCUUGAAAAGAUCCAAAUCCAUUCGUCCUCCCCAGAGCCCCCCACAGAACUGCUCACGCAACAACUGCAAGAUCUCUUAGCAGGAGGGACACGCCGUGAGCUUUGAAGGUGUCCACACUCACCCACCGAUGUACAGCUCUUUGCACACUCACCCCUUUUUCCACUGGAUCCUUUCGGAUCGGGCUGUGGUUGCUUUUUGGUUUUUGGGGUCCCCAGUGGCGUGUGUAAGUGUUGGGAAUGUGCUCACGUUUUGGUUCCACAGAGGAAGUGCUGGUGCCAGGCGGGUCUCGCCGCGCUGGCGGGGAGAGGACUCUGCCAAGUGACCCUCCAGGAAUGCUUUGGGCUUUGCCUCUUGGCCUGGGGUGGAAAAUUCAGCAGCUGCUGGCCUGGGGAGGGGGGAAGGGGGGGGAAAAGCUCAUCCAGCCUCAAUGGAGAAAUGGAUUUAAUGGAAGAUUGAGAGGCUUAAGGGAGUAGGGCAAGGAGAGUCUGUGCUGCAACUUUAACUCUUGGACUCCUGAGCAGAUUGCUGGUGCAAUAGCAAUGGCUGGAGGUAGGAAAAGAAAUGGGGACAAGAGACUCAUGACAGCUUUCACCAGGAUGUUAACCUGCUGUUGCCAAAACAAGGAGAACAAGGCAAGAGUUGGCCAAUUGGAAAGGGGAAGGAAGCAGCCUGCUUGCCUCCUCCGUUUAUUUAUGUAAAUAUUAUACAUAUAUAUAUAUAUCACUUGUUUUGUAAGGUUUUUUUUUAAGAAGCAGUCAGGGAAAAUUUUAUGCAGCCGUGUAAAUACAAGCACUGGAUUAACUUUCCCAGUGUCAGCAAAGGGGGAGAAGUGGAGGAUUUUCUGGUGAAAAUCCUCCCAUCCUUUAAGAGACUUUCAGUCACCACCAGGGCUCCUGCUGGGUGCUUUUCAAUACUGCCUCUGCAGAGGGAAAGACCCAUCUGUCUGUAACACACCCCCAGCUGCUUUCUUUUUCCCCAUCCUUCCCUAAAACCUGUGAGUGCUGAAGGCAGGGUGGGAUGUGAGUGGAUGGAGGGGCAGAGCAGAGAGGCCAGGGUGCUGGGGUUUGGUUUUGGCAGGCAGGACCAGGAGGGAGCUCUGGGGUCAGCCUGACACACCUUUCUUGCUUUGCACCUUCUGAUGCUUGGCUGGUCAGGGACUGAGGAGCAGAGGGUGGAAGCAUCAUGCCUAAAGCAGAGGAAAAACGUUGGAUAUGGUCCCUUAUUGCUGCAAAACCUUGGCUGUUGCUUCCAGAGCCCUCCAGCCACCACCCCACCUGGUGGGACAGCCCUGAAUCCUGGCUGCUGCUUGCUUUGCUUUUCCAAAGACGUUCUGCCUGAGCUAGCGUUGCUGCGGCUCCUCCUGGAUGAAAGUGGGGAAAGGACAGAAGCAGCUUUUCCUGCUGGAGCAUGAGGAGCCAGGGACUGGGAAGGUGAAAGGUUUGUGUGGGAAAACAGCAAUUCCCAGGUCCUGUUUUGGCAAAUUUGCUCAGCUCUUGUGGCAGCCCUGGGAACUCAGGAAAGCAACUGCUUUGCUCUGUGGGCCCAUUCCUGGGUUUGAGGGGCCUGCGGUCUCAGCGGGAAGAGCUGGAGAUGUGCACGUGCUGUGAGAGAAGAUCUUGUGUCAGGAAAGGGCGUGUGCUUCCCUGGCUUUGUCCUGUGCUGGAAAUCCACCUGGAAGCUUAGGAAUAACACCCAGCCCCUUAGGGAGAAGCUAAGCAGGGCCUGGUGGUGGGACUGAGCUGUGUCAGCAGAGCCUUGUGGGCAGCCAGGCCACGUAGAUGAUGAGCAAGGUGGUAGAAGUGACCUGCUUUUCCUUGUCCUGGGCUGGUCUCCUCAGCGAGGAGAGCAGCUGGAACGGUGCAGCCAUCUUCCUCCUGGUGUUAGCAUCUCCUCAAGGCCUGGGCUUGCUCUUCUCCCCACCCAGAGCAGCUCUUGGUGCACUGCACGGGCAGAAUGAAGCCGCAGCAGCUCCUGCGCGGCCGACGGACCCGCUGUGCUCAGGCAGGGACACGUCCCUCCACGGGGCACAUCUCCUCCCCCCUGCUCCUGAGCCAACCUGCGAGGGGAAAGGAGCCUUCCCCCUCCCUGCUCCACAGAACAAAGCCCAAGCCAAGGGUCGCUCUCUUGGCUCGUCUCUCACGUGCUUUAUUGCCCGGCUCAAAUGAGCGAGGAGAGAAUUAAACCUCGGGCAGAUGGAGCUGGGGGGAGAAGAAUCCUUUGUAGUGGUGGUUUGGCUCACGAGCAAAGCUGCAGCCGAGCUCGGCGCGAAGGCCGGGGGAUUUUCAGAACCUGUCUGGGAUGGUGCCACCUGUUUCCCAUCACUUAACACACAGCAGAAGACAAUCGCUGGCUCAGCAGCCCGGGGAUAUACAGCCAACAGGUGAUGGGCACCACGAGAGGCAACUUCUCCUGGAAAACCAGCCCAGCCCCGCAGGGCCCCUGGGCUGGGCUGCUCCCGGGCACCGGGGCGAAGGUUUCCCUCCUGGAAUCACAAAGCUGCUGCAUGGCUAGAAAAACUUGAUGUCCCUCUGCUUGGUUUGGCUUUGCCACGUGUGGUGCCUCCCCACACCUUUUUUCCCCACCGUUGGUUAUUAUUGUUUUUCCACCCUCUAAGGUCUGAACAGAUCCUGGCUGGAGUGAGGAUGAAAGCUUGACCUGCAGCGACUGCUCAGCGAAGAAAAUUGUGUUUUGUUGUUAAUUUAAAAGGAAAAGUUUCUUGCAUCUGAUGUCAACACUAGUCUGUAGCUGCUCUCCAACACUUGUACCAUUCCUGAGUUGAUUUUUUGGACUAUCCUUCUAUUCUUUUUUUUAAUUAUUAUUCCUUUGUACAGUCAAUGUUGUUCAACUGAUUAUACAUGGUUUUGUUUUGUAUAAAUUAAAAGUCUUUUUUUGGUUGUUGUUUUGAA